Molecule: messenger RNA, 1790 nt
Organism: Corticium candelabrum
Lineage: Eukaryota; Metazoa; Porifera; Homoscleromorpha; Homosclerophorida; Plakinidae
Product: formimidoyltransferase-cyclodeaminase-like
Exons: 11
Coding region: 6-1685 (559 amino acids)
Molecular function (GO): folic acid binding; transferase activity
Source: RefSeq, a predicted model, not a curated record
UUGUUAUGUUAUACGGGAUAUCGAUCACAAUGUCUCAAAUCGUCGAGUGCGUUCCAAAUUUUUCAGAGGGUCGCAAUGAGGCCGCUAUAGAGGCCAUUGCAGCAGCCAUUCGUUGUACUGAUGGAUGUCACCUUCUUGAUGUUGACGCCGGUCAGUCUACGAACAGAACGGUCUACACGUUUGUUGGCCCGCCACAUGCUGUUGUGGAGGGAGCUCUAAACGCGGCUCGCGCAGCGAAAGAGUGCAUAGACAUGACCAAACACAAAGGAGCUCAUCCUCGGAUUGGAGCAAUGGAUGUUUGCCCAUUUAUUCCUGUUGCUGGAAUAUCUACAGAAGAGUGUAUACAACAGUGUGCUUAUGCCUUCUCCAAGAGAGCGUCUGCAGAACUGAACAUUCCCAUUUACCUUUAUGCAGCAGCUGCUACCAAUCCACAACGUACAAACCUUGAGACUAUUCGUUCAGGCGAGUAUGAAGGAUUGGCAGAGAAAUUACAGAAUCCAGAAUGGAAACCUGACUAUGGACCAGCUGAGUUUCUUCCCAAAUGGGGGGCAUCAGUAAUCGGUGUGAGAAAGUUUCUCAUUGCGUACAAUGUCAACUUGCUAGGUACAAAGGAACAAGCACAUAGAAUAGCUUUGAAUAUAAGAAGUGCAGGAAGAGGCAUGAAAAAUCCUGGACGAUUAGCUUGCUGCAAGGGUUUGGGCUGGUAUCUACAAGAGCAAGAUUUGGCACAAGUUUCAUUGAAUUUGACUGAUUUUGAGACAACACCAGUGCAUGUUGCAUUUGAGGAAUGUUUGAAGGAUGCAAAGGAGCUUAACGUGGCAGUCGUUGGAUCAGAGAUUGUUGGGUUGGUUCCACUGAAAGCUCUUUUGAUGGCUGCUGAUUAUUACAUUGAGAGAGACAACUUAUUUGUUGUUGGUGAACAGAAGAAAAUAAGACUGGCAGUAGAAAGACUUGGCCUUAACUCAAUUACCAAGUUUGAUCCCAACAAGAAGAUUAUAGAGUAUAUGAUUGAUCUUAACCAAGAUGGACCUCUUGUCAGUGGAAGUUUGCGUCAAUUUGUGGAAGGUUUAGCUGCUCGUACCUCAGCACCUGGUGGAGGUGCAGCAUCAGCCGCAAUUGCAGCAAUGGGUGUUGCGUUAGGCAGUAUGGUUGGUUGGAUGACUUAUGGUUACAAGAAAUAUGCAGUUUUGGAGUCAACUGUUCGGCAAGCUAUUCUGCCAUUGCAUAACGCCGUGCAAGACCUUCUACCUCUCAUUGAUGCUGAUGCUACUGCGUUUACAGAUUAUAUGGCUGCAAGAAAGUUGCCAGGAUCUACUCCUGAAGAAAAGGAGCGACAAGAAGCAGCAAUGCAAGAGGGUCUAAAGACAGCAAUUCAGGUUCCUUUGUCGAUAAUUCAAGUUGCCAAUCAGUGCUGGCCAGCUCUCUUGCUACUGGCUCGUUGUGGCAACUACAGCUGCAAGUCAGAUGUUGAGGUUGGUGCAAAGGCAAUUGAAACUGGCGUUUGGGGAGCGCACAAGAAUGUUGUCAUAAACCUUUCGGGAUUAAAAGACAUUGAAUAUAAAGAGAGGGUGCACCAGGAGGCCAAUGAAGCUCUCAAAAAGGCACAAGAAACUUGCCAAGAAGUUCUUGAUAUUGUAACCGAAAGAACAGGAGAUGUUGCAGAGGUGACACAGAAAGCAACGUAACUGCAACAUCUACUCUGAGCAUGCGUAGUUGUACCGCAUAUAUAUUUGCUCUCUCGCUCUUGCCAGUUUGGACGACUAAUAAAACUUGUUUAUUGGCAAAUGACA